AUGGACCAGAAAAACCACAACCGGCCGGGCGGGCAAUCAGGGUACUCGGGUUCCACUGCUGUGAACUUUGAAGACCACGAGGGUGUCAUAAAAUUGAUAUUGCACAGCCUGUGCUGCGUAGGAACCAAUAGCUUACGAACCGGGUCCUAG
Messenger RNA from Melampsora larici-populina 98AG31, 150 nucleotides. RefSeq lists its product as uncharacterized. NCBI's taxonomy places the organism in Eukaryota, Fungi, Basidiomycota, Pucciniomycetes, Pucciniales, Melampsoraceae. The coding region runs from base 1 to 150 and encodes 49 amino acids. The record is from RefSeq and is a predicted model, not a curated record. The transcript has a single exon.